Molecule: messenger RNA, 2745 nt
Organism: Bipolaris oryzae ATCC 44560
Lineage: Eukaryota; Fungi; Ascomycota; Dothideomycetes; Pleosporales; Pleosporaceae
Exons: 7
Coding region: 1-2745 (914 amino acids)
Source: RefSeq, a predicted model, not a curated record
AUGAGUCUCGGAGUGAGACUACCAGGUAGCUCCCGCGCUGAGCAUGCCGCAGACGACAGCGAGGAACCUCCACCACUGAACCCCCUCGCACCCAAGCAGAAGGUCAACCCAAGCAGUGCUUCUGUAGCAUCCAGAUCCCGGCCCGCAAGUUUUACACCCCUUCAGCUAGGAGGAACCAAUUCCCCAAGCUCCAGUUCCCUCGCCGAUUCUGAACCCACUCGUGACAGCACCAUCUCGGGAACAGACGCUGUACGAGACCUCAAAGCUGAGAUAUUGUCAAACUGGCUACACACAAAGCAAGAAGAGCGAGUAUGGACAUUCGGUGGGCCUGGCGAAGGUGUCUUCAUGAAAAGGGCAAAAGGAAGUUACGCAUGUGCGCCCCAUGGAGUCCAAAAUGACGGCACAGGCCUCUAUCAAGCGGUCACUGAGUUGAAUGUUCGGUGCGCCAUAACUGUCAAUACUAGAGUCAUCAAGUAUAUCCUAGAGCGCACCACGGUUUCCUAUGUUCAGAUUCAAUCCGGUCUACGUCUCCAGGUCAUUCCUGACUUCGAAGCUCUCCCAUUCUGCCAAAGGGGCCAGUCAGCUGCGUUCAUUGCCUCUCGUGGCAUGUUGGUCGUGUGGCAAGAUGACCCCAAGCUGUUGCUCGAAAGGGCAGAGUUCAUCAUCAAUGCCCUGAUGAGAAUGAUGUGUGGAUCUGAAUACGGUUACGACGCCCAAGAUGUUGAGCUAGAAAAAGUCCUCGGCAAGAACCCCAUGGUCGAUGUUGAAGAAUACGAUGAAGUUUUUGAUCCUACUGGCGGUAGAGAUGAGGGCCCACGCGAUAUCAAACUUUGGCAAUCGGCUUACUGUGGAAUGUCCAUCUUGCUGCUAACGACCGCUAUCGGAUCUGGAUGGAGGCAGAUCGCCAUUCAGGAAGUUCAGGCUUAUGACAUGCUUCGAAUGCUUUUCUUGGUCUGCUUACCUGCCCAGGUUUGGCUUUCACUGUUCUUCUUUCAAGCUGUAGUCGGCAACGUCGCACAAAUCGUUGGUCCCACCGACCAGAUGAACGAAAACAGCAGAUACUACUCUGGAAAAGCGCCUAAACGCAUUCAUCGUGAUACUUUCGGUGCCCCACUUCCACAUGUCACCGUUCAGAUGCCUGUAUAUAAGGAAGGUCUACGUACCGUCAUCGAACCGACCGUUCGUUCAAUCAAGCAAGCCAUCUCUACCUACGAGUUGCAAGGAGGAAGUGCAAACAUCUUCAUCAAUGAUGACGGCAUGCAACUUCUCUCGGCUGAAGACGCUCAAGAUCGUCAAGAGUUUUACGAUGAGCACGGCAUUGGUUGGGUUGCCCGACCUCGGCACGACCCUAAGGGUGAACAUGGAAUCAAGCCUUUCAUUCGCCCCGGUAAAUUCAAGAAGGCUUCCAACAUGAACUACGGACUUCGCAUCAGCUGCAGAGUCGAGGACAUCUUGAAACAGACUCCGCGCGGUGAGGGCUGGACCCAGCUCGACGAGAACAUUGCCUACAAGGAGGCCAUGGAGGCGGCCAUGGCUGAGCAUGUAGGCGAAGCCUGGGCAGACGGAAACAUUCGCAUUGGCGACUACAUUCUCUUGGUUGACUCUGAUACCCGUGUUCCCAAGGAUUGUCUGCUAGAGGCUGUCAGCGAGAUGGAGCAGAGCCCUGAAGUCGCCAUUCUCCAGUAUUCUUCCGGAGUCAUGAACGUUACCAACAACUUCUUUGAAAAGGGCAUCACGUUCUUUACUAACAUGAUUUACACUAUGAUCCGCUUCGCCGUCGCUGGUGGCGAUGUAGCGCCUUUCGUCGGACACAACGCUAUUCUGCGUUGGGAGGCAGUUCAAAAGAUUGCCUACAAGUUCAAAGAGGAGGAUAAUACGACUUACGACAAGUUCUGGUCCGAGGAAACCGUUUCUGAGGACUUUGAUAUGAGUUUGCGACUUCAGAGUGCUGGCUACAUUAUUCGAUUGGCUUCGUACAAGGGCGAUGGUUUCAAGGAGGGUGUCUCGAUUACGGUCUACGACGAGCUUGCUCGAUGGGAAAAGUACGCUUACGGAUGUAAUGAGCUUAUCUUCAACCCCUUCAUCAAGUGGUUUACCAAAGGUCCUUUCACCAAGCUCUUCCGAACGUUCCUCCGAUCAAAUAUGCCACUGGCGUCAAAAAUUACUAUCAUGGCCUACAUCGGUACAUACUACGCUCUCGGUUGUUCCUGGAUUCUCACCAUGCUCAACUACUUCCUCAUUGGUUUCUUCAACGGAUUCCUCGACCACUACUAUAUCAAUUCUUUCCGCGUCUACUUCGCCAUCGUCCUCAUCUUCACCGUCCUCGGCAACAUCUCCCUCGCCGUCCUCCGCUACCGCAUCGGCGAAGGCUCCAUUCUCGGCGGCUUCCUCACCAACCUCAAAUGGAUCCCUCUCCUCACUAUCUUCCUAGGCGGCAUAUCCCUCCACAUCUCACAGGCUCUCAUCUGCCACUUCCUCAGCAUUCCGCUUGAAUGGGGGUCUACAUCCAAGGAGUCCGAGCACGUUUCUUUCUUCGUCGCCAUCAGCAAGGUCCUCAGGCGUUUCAAAUGGAGCUUCAUGUUUUGCUUUACCAUGACAGCUGUCAUGAUUACAAUGUCGUUUGCGCUGCCAGAGGAUUGGCAAAUUAGGACACUGAUUGCAGUUUGGCCUAUGGGUACGAUUAUUGUUAGCCACUUUUUGCUGCCAAUCGUACUCAAUCCGCAGUUGAUGACAUUUACCUGGUAA